Protopolystoma xenopodis is the source of this 1140-nucleotide messenger RNA. NCBI's taxonomy places the organism in Eukaryota, Metazoa, Platyhelminthes, Monogenea, Polystomatidea, Polystomatidae. The record is from the annotation of a GenBank genome assembly.
GAUUUUAUUCGGUUCUAUUACAAGCACUUUAAUGAAUUAGAGCUCUCUAAACAUUCGAGCCAUCUUCUUCCCUUAUUACUCGCCCAGGUGUUUCCCCCUUUACGCCUUUUUCCUUGUGGCCUAAAUCUUCUUCGUGGAGCUGAGCUACAGUUGCAUACCCUUGGUGGACCCCAGCCUGCCCGACUCACUUUUAUUUUGGUUGACGAGUCAGGUGUUUCUUUGAAGUCAAUUAAUGUUUCAACACCUGGUCAAUCGAAUCCACCGCUACUCCAAUUUUUCACCUCUGGCCGCAAUCGCCUAGAUAAAGACUCCAUCGAUUCAAAGAAUGCAUUUGCGUUGGAUUUGGAUAACACCUCAUCUAACAAGUUAGUGACAACCACUUUGGCCGGUUCAAGCAGUGCUAGUGUACUUAUACGAGCCGCGGUUGGUCUUGGGGCGUCAGGAGUGGCCCGAGUGAAAGCCGUGGCCAUUGCACUUCCGGUAGUAGCGGCGCCGUUCAAAGGGAAUGCUUCAGCUGGUCUCCCAAUUUAUGAAACUGGCCCUGCUGUCUCGGAGACCAUAUGUACCAUCAACGUUGUAGGCAUCUCUGCGGUCCGUAUUGGAUGUCCCCUUGGUGGCAAAGUGCCUUCAGAUGAAUCCGCUUCUUCUACUUUUUCUGAAAUGCCCGACUCAACAGGGGGUCGAUUAGGGUCUGCUCAUUCUGAAAGUACGCGUUAUCUUGUGGCAAGCAGAACCGGUGGAAAUCAUCGGCCACUUGGUUCUCUAGGCCUCAAUGAUCCUCCAGGAGUAAGUUCGGUUCAACAUGGGCCCACGAGAUCAGGUGCUCCUCUCUGGGUUGAAGGCUUAGUUGCUCCCACUUUGCCUGCGGCUCAACGGAAAUCGCAUAACUCGCCUUCAUCGGCGCACAAAUCUGGCUCUAACUCCGAUGGUGCAGAAUCAGAUGACAUCGGCUUUGGCGUUUUUGGCGGGCUCGUCAGUCCGAUUGGCAUGGCAGGCAUUAAACCGAGCCUUAGAUUUAUAUGGCGACUGAAUCCACCACAACCAAGUGCUCCUGCUCGACUUGACUACUGGCUGCAUUCCUUCGGUGUUUUAACACAAGAGGUUAGUGGAUUCUUAGUCUUUUAUUUUUUAUAUUUAUGA